Molecule: messenger RNA, 3557 nt
Organism: Vombatus ursinus (common wombat)
Lineage: Eukaryota; Metazoa; Chordata; Mammalia; Diprotodontia; Vombatidae
Gene: HSPA4
Product: heat shock protein family A (Hsp70) member 4
Exons: 19
Coding region: 24-2546 (840 amino acids)
Biological process (GO): protein folding
Cellular component (GO): nucleus; cytosol
Molecular function (GO): ATP-dependent protein folding chaperone; ATP binding
Source: RefSeq, a predicted model, not a curated record
GGCUCCCGUCCCAGGCCGGGGCCAUGUCGGUGGUGGGCAUUGACCUGGGCUUCCAAAGCUGCUACGUUGCCGUGGCCCGGGCCGGCGGCAUCGAGACGAUCGCCAAUGAGUACAGCGACCGCUGCACCCCGGCGUGUGUUUCUUUUGGUCCUAAGAAUCGUUCAAUUGGAGCUGCAGCUAAAAGCCAGGUUAUUUCAAAUGCAAAGAAUACAGUCCAAGGUUUUAAGAGAUUUCAUGGCAGAGCAUUCUCAGAUCCAUUUGUUCAAGAGGAGAAGUCUCACCUUGCAUACGAAGUUGUGCAAUUACCAACAGGUUCAGCUGGUAUCAAGGUAACAUAUAUGGAGGAAGAGCGGAAUUUCACCAUUGAGCAGGUCACAGGAAUGCUCUUGUCCAAAUUAAAGGAAACUGCAGAAAAUGCCCUGAAGAAACCUGUUGUUGACUGUGUAGUUUCAGUCCCCUGCUUCUAUACAGAUGCGGAGAGAAGAUCAGUGCUGGAUGCAACACAGAUUGCGGGUCUUAAUUGUCUGCGAUUGAUGAAUGAAACUACUGCAGUUGCCCUUGCAUAUGGAAUCUAUAAACAAGAUCUGCCUGCUCUGGAAGAGAAACCAAGAAAUGUUGUGUUUGUUGACAUGGGACAUUCUGCCUACCAGGUGUCUGUGUGUGCAUUCAACAAAGGAAAACUCAAAGUUCUUGCCACUGCAUUUGAUCCAACAUUGGGAGGUAGAAAAUUUGAUGAGAUGUUAGUAAAUCACUUCUGUGAAGAAUUUGGGAAGAAAUACAAACUAGACAUCAAGUCCAAAAUCCGUGCAUUGUUGCGCCUUUCUCAGGAGUGUGAAAAGCUCAAGAAAUUGAUGAGUGCAAAUGCUUCAGACCUCCCCAUGAACAUAGAAUGUUUCAUGAAUGAUGUUGAUGUAUCUGGAGUUAUGAACAGGAGCAAAUUUCUGGAAAUGUGUGAUGAUCUCUUAGCUAGAGUGGAGCCACCACUUCGAAGUAUUUUGGAACAAGCCCAGUUAAAGAAAGAGGAUAUUUAUGCAGUAGAGAUAGUUGGUGGUGCCACUAGAAUCCCUGCAGUGAAAGAGAAGAUCAGCAAAUUCUUUGGUAAAGAACUUAGUACAACAUUAAAUGCAGAUGAAGCAGUCACACGAGGAUGUGCAUUACAGUGUGCGAUAUUGUCUCCUGCUUUCAAAGUACGAGAGUUUUCUACCACUGAUGUUGUACCAUAUCCAAUAUCUCUUCGAUGGAAUUCCCCAGCAGAAGAAGGAAUAAGUGAUUGUGAAGUCUUCCCGAAGAAUCAUGCAGCCCCUUUCUCUAAAGUUCUCACAUUUUAUAGAAAGGAACCAUUUAAUCUUGAGGCCUAUUACAGUUCUCCUAAGGAUUUACCUUACCCAGAUCCUGCUAUAGCCCAAUUUUUGGUUCAGAAAGUGACUCCGCAGACUGAUGGAUCCAGUUCAAAAGUGAAAGUAAAAGUUCGAGUCAAUGUGCAUGGUAUUUUCAGUGUGUCUAGUGCAUCCCUCGUGGAGGUACACAAGUCUGAUGAAUGUGAAGAGCCUAUGGAAACAGAUCAGCAUACAAAAGAGGAAGAGAAAAUGCAGGUAGACCAAGAUGAACAGAAAACUGAGGAAAACCAACAUCCAAUACAAGGGGAAAAUAAGACAGAAUCUGAAGAAAUGGAGACUUCUCAGCCUGGGUCCAAAGAUAAAAAAAUGGAUCAACCACCUCAAGCCAAGAAGGCAAAAGUUAAAACCACUACUGUGGAUCUCCCUAUUGAGAAUCAGUUGUUAUGGCAGAUAGGAAGAGAAAUGUUGAACUUAUACAUUGAAAAUGAGGGUAAGAUGAUCAUGCAGGAUAAGCUGGAGAAGGAAAGAAAUGAUGCCAAGAAUGCUGUAGAAGAAUAUGUUUAUGAAAUGAGAGACAAACUAAAUGGCCUAUAUGAGAAAUUUGUUAGUGAGGAUGAUCGUAACAGUUUUACUUUGAAAUUGGAAGAUACUGAAAAUUGGUUGUAUGAAGAUGGAGAAGACCAGCCCAAACAUGUUUAUAUUGAUAAAUUAACAGAAUUGAAGAAUCUGGGUCAGCCUAUUAAAAAUCGGUUCCAGGAAUCUGAAGAAAGACCAAAGGCAUUUGAAGAACUGGGGAAACAAAUCCAAAUGUUUAUGAAAAUAAUUGACUCUUUCAGAAACAAGGAAGAACAGUAUGACCAUUUGGAUGCAGCAGAUGUGCUGAAAGUUGAAAAGAGCAGUAACGAAGCAAUGGAAUGGAUGAACAGCAAGCUAAAUCUUCAAAACAAGCAGAGUCUUACUGUGGAUCCAAUCGUGAAGACGAAGGAUAUUGAAGCAAAAAUCAAAGAGCUUACAAGCAUUUGUAACCCUAUAGUUACGAAACCUAGACCCAGAGUGGAGCUUCCAAAAGAUGAUGAACAUGUGGAACAGAAUGGACCAGUAGAAGGACAAGAUGAUAGCCACGGAGGGGCUCAGUCCACUGAGCAGAAUAUAGAUCCAAGCACCUCCCCAGAUUCUGAGAAGAAACUUCCUGAAAUGGACAUUGAUUAAUUCCAGCAUUUGUUUAUAUUAAAACCCACUUAUCAUAAAGCUUUAAGUUGUCAACUUUGUUCUAAAAUAGCAAAGAAACAGAUUAAUAUUGCAAUUUAUUUAGAGUUUGUUUUCUAGUUUUUUUCUCUUGAAGGGAAAAUCCAUGUAUUGAAUAUGAAAACUGCAAAAUGCGUCAAUACACCAUCCAGUAUGUUGUCUGUUUUCCUCAUAGUUCUUAUCUUAUACCUGUUUACUUUAAACUUCCUGAAGCAGCAGUUCCUUUUUUAUUUUUUACAUUUGAUCAGAUUGGAGAAGUUUAUUAUGAAGAUCUAGGCCAGAGAACUGUAAUUAGCUGUUGAUGAAGCUUGUUAGGAUGCUCUGGCCAUGGGCCUGCAAGUAUAUAACUGUAUUUUAAACAUUGUUGGGGGUGGGAAGGAGGGAAACUAGAAAGGCAUGACUUUCUGAGGUUUUUCUGUAGCACAGAAAAAGAUGGUGUCCUAAUUCUUUCUUUGCUUGUAUAUUAAGACACUCCUUAAAUGAACAGAUUCCCUCAUAGCAAGUUCCAUAAUAUGUUAAUCUAUUUGGAAUACAAAUUAAAUGAGUGGGGACGUGUUUUAAUCAGGGUUUUAGACCUGAAAGAGGCUUCUUAAGUUGUGUUAUAUAUCCCAGUCACCAAAGUUUAAGCAGAUCUUUAAUGGAUGUAUGAUAUCAUGGCUAAGAUGUUUUCCUGAAUUUAGUAGAUAUGAAGUAGGGUGUAUAUCAAGAUAAACACAUCCAAGAAAUGUACAUUUUAGUCUCUGUUCAGAUUGAGUUGUACUCUUAGAUGGUUAUUCUAAUGGGAAUGUUUUGUCCGCCUUGGGAAGUGCUGAAGAGUUAGUUAAGUAAGAGUUGCAAAUUUCUUAAGUUCAGACACACACUGGCUGUUACCAUAGAAUAUCUAUGAUGAACCUGCAAAUACUCAUUUGUGUAUUUUGAAUCAAAUAGAUGCAAAACUACAAAAAGUUAACAAGAAAUAAAUACACUGGAUUAUAC